AAAAUGAAGCUAGUAGAUUAGUAAUUUAGACCUAGAGAUCUAUGCUUUAAGUGCCAUAUUUUGAUUAUGUUGGUUUACGUUCUCUUCAUUAAAUGAAAAAAAAAGAUUAAACUCAAAAUCAGGAACAUGAAUUAAAAAGCCAAACAUAACAGAAAUUUUCGAAACUACUUGUGUGAUUCAGCGUUGUGGACAUGCUUAUACACAUGAAUAUUUAGUGUGUUAGCAAAAGAACUAUUACCAUGCACACGUUAGAUGGUGACAUGGACACAAUGAGUGUACUGAGAAACAAAUUAAGUACACCUAUUCACUUGGAAACUGCUACAUCCCAAACUGUGAUAUAUAGACAGUCAAAGCAUGAAACAGGUGACACGCAAAGAGUUUCGCUAACAGUGGAAUCUCCUGGGUUUCGUAGAGUCAACAGUGGAAGCUUGCGUGAGCACAAGCUGAAACAAACCCAGGUGGUAGAAACAUGUAGCCAAGAUGGGAAAAUGUCACCAAACUUAACUGUUCAGCGGCGCAGAUCAAAAGACUUGAAUUCCAGUCAGGAGUCUUUGUCUUCUCCUGGUCUACAAAGGUCCUCCUCAAGGGCUAGCUCAACAGACUUGAGAGAAAGUGACGAAGGCAAUAAAGAUGGGUCACCCUCCCACAACUCCGCCAACUGUAGCCGCAGCGCCUCCCCUGACAAACCACACAACACAUUUGAGAGCCCAUCCUGCUACAACAGCUUCUCUGAUGGGGGGGACCUCACAGAGUUUGGCACCAACAGCGGCAUCGGCCUGUUGGCACCGUUUGAAAAGAGGCCAAGCUCUGCUCAAGAUAACUAUGAAACAAACAACAGUCGGCCAAACUCGAGGUCUUUUGAGAGGUCAUUAGAUAAUAUCUUAGAUAAAUGUUCUGAGAAAUCUCUGGAUCUGAACCUGUCUGUGGAUUCCUGGAACUCUUCAGCUCUGGAGGGAGGCAAAUCCCCUGACCAACACUCCUCUGGUAGUGCUGCAAAAGGAUCUAAAUCUGAGAAGAAGAAAAACCGGUGGUACAAUAAUGAAAUGGACAAAAGAAAGUUUGACAGUAUGCGCAGCAAAAAGACACUCAAACGAAGAAAACAGAUUAUGAGCACUACAUACAAGUCCAGAAGUGAGGAUUACAGGAGGAUGUUCAAAGAUGUCCCCAAGGAUGAAAGAUUAAUUGUUGACUAUUCCUGUGCUCUGCAAAAGGAUAUUUUAGUUCAAGGUCGGAUGUACAUUUCACAGAACUGGAUUUGUUUUUAUGCUAAAAUCUUUAAUUGGGAGACUAUGCUGAUGAUCCCUUGUAAAGAAAUCACUGCUAUAACAAAGGAGAAGACUGCCAGAGUGAUACCCAAUGCCAUCCAAAUCACCACAGAAAAAGAACGUUACUUCUUCACUUCCUUUGGGGCUCGGGACAAAACGUACAUGAUGCUGUUCCGCAUCUGGCAGAAUGCCCUGCUUGACCAGCCAAUGUCAGCCAAAGAGCUUUGGACCUGGAUCCAUUACAACUAUGGCGAUGACCUUGGCCUGACCACUGAAGACGAGGACUAUGUGCCGCCACAGAGUUUUGAAGAGUUGUCUGAGAAGCUGAAGGAGGAGAUCCCCAUCAUAAAGUUCUAUCACCCCCAGGAGCUGCAGACAGACUCCGAGGCGCUGACCACCACAGCUGACAACAUCCAAACAGCCAGCAAUGAGGAUACAGACGCCUUUGUUUCUGAUGAAGUCUUCAACCAGCCCCUGCUCACAGAUUCCAUCCCUAUUGUUUUGUCCAAAGCCCAUCUAGCUAAACUGCCUGACUUUCUUGAUUCAAGUGAUGAUAGUGAAGGUGAAUACUUCUGUGCUGGUCAUGAUCACCUGGAGAAAAUGUACCUGGACGAGGUGUUCAGCAUUAACAUCGACACCGUCUUCGAGUGUCUCUUCACAGACUCCCCAUUCUUUCGACAUUUCGUCUCUUCGAGGAAAACUUUUGAUUUACAUUUGCCAAAUUGGGAGGAAGAGCCAGAUGAAAACGGAAACAAAGUGCGAAACAUCACAUACACAUUAACACUGAACAACUCCAUUGGCCCCAAGACUUCUCCUUCCACAGAGAAACAGAUAUGCUACACCAUGAGCAAGCCAGGAAGGAUCUAUCAUGUGGACUGUGAAUGUUGUAAUGGUGGCAUCCCCUAUGCGGACUCCUUCUAUGUCUUGCUGCGCUACUGCCUGACCAGGGUCUCUCCCAUCAAGUGUCGUGUGGUUGUCACAGGAGAGUUAAAGUACAAGAAACAUGUUUUGGGAAUGUUUAAAGGGAUGAUAGAAAAAAGUGCUGUCAAUGGUUUGACGGAUUACUGCAGGCAGUUAUCUGUUCACCUGAGGCGUGAGGCAGAGAGACAAGAAGCCAUUGUUGUUGGUCAUCAGAACAUCAUACCUAAAAAGAAAGUGAGGCGGAAACGGGUUAAGGUGCAUGCGGCUUCGUCAGACUCUGCUGCAGCAUCGCGCCAACAGUUCUUUGAAAGGCAAACCUCGACACCACCAUCACCCUCCAAAGCCUUGUACAAGGAUGAGAAGUUGAUAGAACUCAAUGCCCACACUUUGGUUCGGGUCAUCAUUGUUGUGCUGGUCCUCCUGCUUCUAUUCAAUGCUGUCCUGUUUUACAAGCUGUGGUCACUGGAGAGCUAUGCCAGCUCACUGUAUGGGACACCCUCACAGGAAUCAAUCGAAUCCUUAUCGAAAUACCCCCGGACCCAAGAAGAAUGGAGUCAACUCUUGCAGCAACAAAAACACUUGCAUGAGAGUGAGAUCAACAAGUGGGAAGAGGUUCUGGCAACUUCCAUCAACAUUGUAGAGCAGAUGAAGGCAUCACUCCUGAACUUACAAAAAUCUCUGAGAGCAGGUUCCCCAGCACGGGACGAGCACUGACCUUUGACCUUAACAUUCCAAGAUCUUUUUAUUUAUUUACUUGUUUUUGUUUUGUUUCUCCUGGUCCAACUGUUAUUAAUAUUUUUGAUGGAUAAUGUUUGUAAAUUAUUGACUGGGUGUUUAAUGCUUCAGGAACAAGAGAGAACAAUUCUACAUGUUACAUUCUAAACAUUUUUUAAUCUUUGUUUAACUCCCUUUUUGUUUUUAAAAAAAAAGAAUUUCGAUUUUUACAUAUUCUGUGAUAAACCAUCACGUUACUUUUUACUUGAGUUUAAAUUAGUUUAUUAUUGUUUCACCUUUAAUGUACUGAUUUCAUUUUUACUACAACAUAAAACAAAAUACAUCAAUCAGGGUCAACAAAUGUAAAAAUUCUAUUGUCAUUAACUCCUUUUGUUUCACUGAAUAAGAACAAAUAUUUGUUAGAAAAAUUUCAAAACAGCAUCUUAACUAUGUUGGCAUAAUUAGUUUUUUACACUGUACUGCAGUCAUAAUGAGUUUAUCAGGCCCCUGUUAAUGAAGAUGUUAGUCCCACCUAUGAACUUGUUAUAGGCUCCACCAGACAGGUAUGUCUUGUGGUAGUUGAUCUGAUCUCUUCAGCUCAUUUUGUUAUGAUUUGUAUGUAUGAUAAUUCUUCUGCUGUUGCCACCAUUUUGUUAUGAUU
This is a messenger RNA of Physella acuta, 3561 nucleotides long. Its product is annotated as protein Aster-B. Lineage: Eukaryota; Metazoa; Mollusca; Gastropoda; Physidae. Gene Ontology annotation, cellular component: endoplasmic reticulum-plasma membrane contact site; endoplasmic reticulum membrane; plasma membrane. Gene Ontology annotation, molecular function: sterol transfer activity; sterol binding. The record is from RefSeq and is a predicted model, not a curated record. Gene Ontology annotation, biological process: intracellular sterol transport.